UUGCUACUUACUUUUAAUUUUAAAUUAAUUUAUAAUUUAUAUGCAUCAUUUAUAUUAAUAAUAUUAUAUUACUUUAAUUAUACAUAUGAUUUUAUAUAUGUUAUAUCUAAUCGGCUUAGUUGUUUUUCAGUCGAUCUAGUUAUCAUUUGGAUUCAAACGUACAUAUAUUUUCGUUUUUCAAUUCGUUUUUUUAACUUUAUAAAACUUUUCCUUUUUUAUUAUAUGUAUAUGUUUUUGGAAAAUUUUAAAAAGGAAACUAAAUAGAAAAAUAAAUAAUUAUAUUUUAAAUGUAAUAUUUUUAAUUCAUUAUGGGUAUCAGUGUAAUCAACUAUCAUGAGAGUUAACGUAAGAGCGACACAUAAGAAACUGACUUCUCAAAUAAUAUUAUAGAGAUGUAAAAUAUAUUCCUUCUUGAUUUUUUUUUUAUAUUUGGAAUGAAUUUUGCCUAAUAUCAUGUGGCCAAGCAUAUUAUGAUACUCUACGAGUUUUCUAUUUGAGUUCUAAAAUAUUUUUUAUAUUGUCGAUUUUUUUUUAAGAAUCGUAUUGUAAAGUUUCGAAAGAUAGCACAAUAUUUGCAACUGUAACGAACCAAAAAUGCUCCUUUAACGUAAUAUUUACAUUUUAUAAAUCUAAGACAUUUUUUCUGUGGUCAGUCUAAGACAGUAUAUAUAUUGGUUUGGCGUGCUUUGCUUAUUCACCUCUCAAGAGGUCGACAUGGUUGGUAAAAAGAUAGGUCGACCGUCCACAUGGGUUUUGGACUUUUUGUCAAUAGGAGUUCUUUGAGAUUAUUUAAACCUUUGUGGAAUAACUUUUAUGAAACAUAUAACAGUUGUUAAUUACAACUUGAUAUAUAUAUGUAACACAUAAAAAGCAAUCAAUUAUAGUGUAAUACAACUUGUUAGCCUAGCUAUAGGGGUAUAUGCCGUUGAUAGCUAUGUAAUUUAAUUUUGAAACCAGAAGUAGUCUCUAAUACUGACUAAUUGACCCACGGUUUUCUCCACUAAUCAAUUUUCAACUCUUAAUUAAUCUAUCAACAUUGCUUUGAAUCUUUUCAUCAAAAUAAUUUUUAUAACAGAUGUAUAUAUGGGUGUAUCCCUUUAAUAUUAAAAGAUGAACAUUUUUUAAGACUAACCUUAUGUUCAUGUAUUAUUAACCAACAUGUCAUUUCCUAUGUGGCAACACCAUAUUCACUCUCACACUCUCUAAUUAAAAACCCUCUCUUUACUAGAUUUAUUACAUUCUUUGCCAUUAUUUAUUAAUUAUAGCUUAGCAUAAUGUUUUAAUAGUAUAUUUUGGUAACGUACAAUCUCAAUGUAGACGAAAGAAGUAACCGGUUAUUUGGUAAUGUGUUUUAUAUCAUUUUAAAACCGGUUGACAUAUAUUAUAUUACAUAUGACUACUAUACUCGAAUGUUGUUUAAAUGUAUACUCGAGAUCACACUAUAUCAAAUGAGAUUAUAACUUGAAAUCGGUUUAAUGUAUUUUUCUUAAUGAAGAUUAUAAUUUAUAAUUUGAAAUCGGUUUAAUGUAUCUUUACAUGUGAUCUUAAUGAAGAUGAUAUCAAAACCGAGUGUUGCUUUUGUUGUGUUACUUUUCGAUUUUAUGUUAAUGUGUUUUAUAUCAUUUUAAAACCGGUUACCAUAUAUUAUAUUACAUAAAAAAUACUAAGGAAUCUCAUUUUCAUAUCGAAUAUAUCACACUAUAUAUUAUAUCACAUAUGAAAAUAAUCAAUGAUAUACUCGAGAUCCUUGGCAAUGUUGAUAACCAUCUAUCAAUGCAAUAAAUUAGAAAAUAUGGCAAUUAUGGUAUUGAUUGCCAUAAUAUAAUUUUGAAAGAUCAUAAAGGCAUUGUCAACCACACAAUACUUGAGUGAUAAUGCAUGAUUGCCGUAUGAAUAUUUCAAAUUAGGAAAUAUGAAGCUAAAUAUAACACUAAUUCCGGUUAUAUAUGUACUCAUUAAUAUUGGCCGAAUUUGGUAAUGGAAAUUCAUCGUCGAAACCGAAUCAUAUAAUCAUAUUUUUGAUCUUCACUGACUAAUUUUGAAUUUAAUUUAGUUGACUAGAAUCUCAGUUUGUUUCCUAUACUAUUCCAAUAAAUUUGCAUAGCAACGAUCAAGGCAAGUUUUCAAAAUUCAGUAUUUUGAAUAUAAAGGGGAUGUGAAUAUUUUGCCUUGGACAUAAUUUUAAUUGAUUUUACGGAAAAAAUUAUGGCAAAUGGCUAUAAUUGCCCUCGGCCCGCGUCUUGCAUAUAUAAAUACAAGGCCGUAUGAUUACAUCUCCUCAUCCGUAAAGUAGUAUCCUUAUAUUUUGUUUCUUUCAUAUUUUAGUAUUAUUUUGCUUAUGUUUCGUUUUAUUUUAUAUUUAUAAUUUAGUUUAUGAAAACAAUAAUUUUAUUGCUUUUGUUUCGUUUUUAUCUUUGCUUCAUAAUUUAUUUUUAUAUAAGUUUUUUGCUUACUCUUAUAGAUUCAUUUCCACGAAAUAUACUUCAAUUAAAAAAACAAAUACACAAGUUUUUUUUUAAAUCCAAGCUUACUUUAUAUAGACAUACACAAUUUCGUUGAAUCCCCCUUAUUAUAUAACAUGUAAUAUUUCUUUCUAACACUAUUAACUUUCUAAUACCUAUUGAUUCAAAAAUCUCUUUAAAUCUUUUCGUCCCGCGCAGGGCGCAGGUUAUCAUCUAGUAUUACUGUAUUGUUGAGUGGUUAAUCAAAGACUAAUGGAGAUAUUUGAUUGGUUAUAUAGCAUCAUCAUUAACUAGUUUUUUAACAACCAAGUAAAAUAGAAUGUGGCAAGUAUAUCUAGCAAAUCAGGAAACAAUAUCGCGAAACUUAUAUUAAGAAAAUAUUAUCUUCGGAUUUUAUGGAAUCAUCCCAUAAAAGAUUUAAUUAUUGAGACGUUCAUUUAAUACGACAAUUAACAUUGAUGAUGAGGAAGCAUUAAUUCAUUAUUUACAUAAAAACAAUAUAUAUAUGGAGAACGGAGAAGCUUCAUUUGUAAUACUGUUUCUCAAUAGACAUAAAUCGUGACACUAUUUCUCAAAGAACACGGGUGAUCUCAGUAUGGAGAACGGAGAAGCUUCAUUGACCACUUGCUUGCCUUUCAAGGAACAAAAGCCCAUGCAAACACCUAACUUGGCGGUGAAGCAACGAAAUGGGAGAAAACAACAAAACCCUAAAACCACCAAAGGGCGACAGAGGAUAGAGAUCAAAGAGAUCCAAGAAGAGAACCGAAGGCAAGUGACGUUUUCGAAACGCCGAACCGGACUUUUCAAAAAAGCAGCCGAACUAAGCGUACUCUGCGGAGCACAGAUUGGUAUCAUAACAUUUUCACGUUGCGAAAGGAUCUACGCGUUUGGUAACGUGAACACACUCAUCGAAAGUUACUUGCGUAAGACUCCGGUGAUGCUAAGGUCUUAUUACGGCGGUGAUGUGGCAACCGGAGUGGACGGAGAUGGUCCGAUGUGGUGGGAGAGGGCGGUGGAAAGCGUGCCGGAGGAAGAGAUGGAUGAGUACAUGAAGGGGUUGAAUGGUUUAAGGGAGAAUUUGUGGACAAGGAUCUGCGAGAUGAGUGGUGAUCCAACGGCCCAGAUGAAUGCUCAGAUAUGUCCAGAUCUGAUGGCUCCGGUGAACUGGAAACUGAUGGAUGAAAAUCUAACGGUUAAGAACGAUCAAGGUCAAGCAGGUUAUGAUGGAUAUUAAGGCUUAGAGGCGGUUCAGUUUAUGUCUCAAAGCCAUAAACAAUGAAGAUUGCAAAUGAUCAUUUUC
This is a messenger RNA of Brassica napus (rape), 3762 nucleotides long. RefSeq names its product MADS-box transcription factor 57. The record is from RefSeq and is a predicted model, not a curated record. The transcript has a single exon. Gene Ontology annotation, biological process: regulation of transcription by RNA polymerase II. Bases 3058 to 3696 code for a protein of 212 amino acids. Lineage: Eukaryota; Viridiplantae; Streptophyta; Magnoliopsida; Brassicales; Brassicaceae. Gene Ontology annotation, molecular function: RNA polymerase II cis-regulatory region sequence-specific DNA binding; protein dimerization activity; DNA-binding transcription factor activity, RNA polymerase II-specific.